AUGGCUUCAUCCUCCACCACCCCAACUCCGUUGCUCUACUCGUGUAUAGCGCACAACUCCACGAUCCUCACCGAGUGCACGACUUCCGCUUCAAGCCAAACGUCGUCCCUCGCAUCUCUCAUCCUCCCGAAGAUCGACCACUCGAGCCCCCAGAAGCUGACUUACACUCAUGGAACCUACCACAUCCACUACAUCGCCGAGGCCCCGUCGGAGCACGGCCAGUACUCCAGCGCCGGCGGGCUGACCUUCCUCGUGAUCGCCGAGUCGUCGCUGGGGCGGCGCAUCAGCUUCGGCUACCUCUUCGAAAUCCGCAAGCGGUUCCUGGCCCGCUUCCCGGCCGACGGUACCGACUUCGCCGAGAUGCCCAACUACGGCGCGGGGGCUUUCAACUCGGAGCUCAAGGGACUGAUGGUCGAGUACGGCACCACCGGCCACGGCCGCGACGACGCCAUCGGGAACGUCAAGCGCGAGAUCGAUGACGUGCGAGGCAUCAUGACCCGCAACAUCGAGGGCCUGCUCGAGAGGGGCGAGCGCAUCGACCUCCUGGUCGACAAGACGGAUAGGCUCGGGGGCAGCGCACACGAGUUCCGGGUCCGCAGUAGGGGCCUGAAGAGGCAGAUGUGGUGGAAGAAUGUCAAGCUGAUGAGCCUGAUGAUCCUGGUCCUGGUGUUGAUCGUGCUAUCGAUCGUCAUCGCGGUGAAGAACAGCGUCCCUUGA
Messenger RNA from Phialemonium atrogriseum, 717 nucleotides. RefSeq names its product synaptobrevin. Bases 1 to 717 code for a protein of 238 amino acids. Gene Ontology annotation, biological process: vesicle-mediated transport. The transcript has 2 exons. Gene Ontology annotation, cellular component: membrane. Lineage: Eukaryota; Fungi; Ascomycota; Sordariomycetes; Cephalothecales; Cephalothecaceae. The record is from RefSeq and is a predicted model, not a curated record.